CUCGCGUGCACGAUGCCCGAAUCGCCCGGCGCGUUCCAGAAGUUCUACGGUUUGAUCUACCCCUGCAACGUCACGGAGUUCUCCUACCGCUACCACCGCGCCGACGCGCCGGCGGACGUCAUCGUCGCGUUCCAGCCGCAGACGGACCAAUUCAUGGACCGCCUCGCGGCGCACGGCUACGCGCCGCGCGACAUCACGGACGACGAGCUCGUCAACACGCACCUGCGCCACCUGAACGGCGGGCGCUCCGAGUUCGUCGGCGACGAGCGCAUCUUCCGCUUCGAGUUCCCCGAGGCGCCGGGCGCGCUCAAGAACUUCCUCGCGCACUUUGAGACGGACGCGUUCAACUGCAGCCUCUUCCACUACCGCAACUACGGCCACGACUUCGGCCGCGUGCUCGUCGGCGUCCAGGCGACGACGGACCGGGCGGAGCGCAAGCUCAACGACUUCCUCGAGAAGCUCGGCUACCGCUACACCGAGGAGACGCACAACCCGACCUACGUCCAGUUCCUCACGAGCCAGCGCUGCCUGAAACGGUAG
Aureococcus anophagefferens is the source of this 540-nucleotide messenger RNA. RefSeq lists its product as hypothetical. Gene Ontology annotation, molecular function: threonine deaminase activity. The transcript has a single exon. Gene Ontology annotation, biological process: L-threonine catabolic process. The annotation marks the transcript as partial. The record is from RefSeq and is a predicted model, not a curated record. NCBI's taxonomy places the organism in Eukaryota, Pelagophyceae, Pelagomonadales, Pelagomonadaceae.